Lontra canadensis (Northern American river otter) is the source of this 4517-nucleotide messenger RNA. It is a transcript of the gene CD180, whose product is annotated as CD180 molecule. Gene Ontology annotation, molecular function: protein binding. The record is from RefSeq and is a predicted model, not a curated record. The transcript is spliced from 3 exons. Lineage: Eukaryota; Metazoa; Chordata; Mammalia; Carnivora; Mustelidae. Gene Ontology annotation, cellular component: extracellular matrix. Gene Ontology annotation, biological process: B cell proliferation involved in immune response; cellular response to lipopolysaccharide; positive regulation of lipopolysaccharide-mediated signaling pathway. Bases 2216 to 3856 code for a protein of 546 amino acids.
ACAACAUCCUCAGGUAGGACAGUAUCACAAUCAAAUUCAAGCUCAUCAUGAAGCAAGCUAUCUUAAAUAUCCCCCUCUUAAGCCUACCAGCUCAACUCUUAAAUCCCUGAAUGGCUGCAAAGCCCAUGCAGCCCUCCAGGGACCCGGAAGGGAGCCCUGGGAGAUUCUGGAAAGCCUGUGGAAAUACUGUACCACUCUCACUUCCUACUGAGGACACUAGGUUCCAGAGUUGUCAGCUCCUUUUUGCAACUGGCCCCAGCUUUGGCAGAGGAGAGGAGAGAGCAGCCGGGAGAACUCCUAGGCCUUGUGUUACCUAUUCCAUGGGCCCCCUGACACUCAGGUGUCACAAGUGAUGCUGAGGGUCUCAGGAUCUCUGGGCCUGGUCCUAUGCUGCAGCAAGAGCUUUAGCUUUUGAUUAAGUCAGGUGAGGCUGAAACCUUUUGAUACAACAACCUCCCUGCAUCUCUCCCUCCAAAAGGACCAAUUUUCCAUGCUUUAGAACCAAUGCAAUUAACACUGGAUCUAUACCUUCCUUUAUAUUCUCUAUCACAAAUGAGUUCUUGGUAAGAGGAUUGGCAGGCUGUUUCCUGAGCUGUCACUCUAUGAGACUACUGGCAAGUUGCCGGGAUACAAAGAUGAAUGAGGGUUUGGUCCCAUGGUAAGGAACUUCUGGACCACUGGCAAGUGGAAUAAAAGUGGGAGUGGUGGGAGAGGAAGCUUUGGGUUGAAGGGUUUGGUUUUUUCCAAGUGCAGGUCACCCAAUUUGCCCUGCCCUCCCCCUCACCUUACUUUCCUCUUUUGUUCUCCCCUCCAGUUUAAGCAGAAUUAACCACGUCCUGUAUAUGUGCUCCUGUGGUGGCCAUUAGCUCAUCAGGCCCUAAUCUGAAAACAAGGCUUUCGUUUUGCUUUCAGUUUAAUAAACCUCUUAUUGAAGUAAAACAUACAUGCAGAAGGUUCCCCAGUCCUAAGUGUACAGCUCCCUGAGUUUUCACCCAAGAGAGCACAUCCAUGUGACCAACACAUGGAUCAAGAAACACACAUUCUCUGAAGCCCCUUCAUGACUCUUUCCAGUCAGCAGCCCCCAGGGGCAUCUAGUACUCUAACUUCUAUGACCAAAAAAUGAUUUUGCCUCUUCAUGAAUUUUAUAUACAGGAGACUACAUGGUAUGUACUCUUUGGUGCCUGGCUUCUUUUGUUCAGCAUUAAACAUGUGACAUUUACCAAAGAUGCUGCAUAGAGCAAUCAUUUGGUUUUUUAAUCACAUACUGUAUAUUUUGUAUUAGUGUAUUGUGGUAUUCUCUUGUAUUAGAGAACCACUAUCUAUUUAUUCAUUCAGCUGUUAAUGGCCAUUUGCCUUGUUUUAGAUUUCUUGGCUAUUGUAAAUCCUGCUGCCUUGGACAUUUAUAUCUAUGUCUCUAGAAAACAGAUGGGCAAAUCUUGAUUAGGUGUAUACCUGGGUGGGGAUGUAUUUAGUCAUAGGGUAUACAUGUAUUUAAUUUCAGUAGAUAUUGCCAAAAGGUUUUCCAAAGGGUUAGUACCCAUAUAUACUCACUGGCAAUGUGUAUGAGUUCUGAUUGCUCUGUAUCCCAGGAGCCUCACUAUUGUUUAAGAAUGUUUACCAUUCUGAUGGAUGGUGAGUAGUGUAUUUACUAGGAUUUAAUUUUUAUUUUCCUGAUGAUUAAAGUCAGUACAUUUUCAACUUCAUUGGCCAUUGACAAAUCCUUAAGUGUGUGUGUAUAUGUGUUUGUGGGUGAGAGAGAGUGGGGGGGGGAGUGCUUCUUCUAGUCUUUUGCCCAUUUUCCCUUGGGUUAUUGGUCUUUCUUAAAUUGAUUUGUUAGGGCACUUUAAGUAUUGUGGAUAUAAGUCCUUCAUCAGAUUGCAAAUAUCCUCUCCCACUCCAUGGCUUGCCUUUCCACUUUCCUAGUGAUAUCUUCUGAUGAACAGAAGUUCUCAAUUUCGAUAAAGAAGCCAACAACACAUAUAACUGUGAAAAUUUAGGUCUCACGGGAGUUCCUGACACUCUACCAAAUACAACAGAAUUUUUGGAAUUUGGCUUUAAUUUCUUACCUACACUUGAAAAUACAACUUUCAGCAGACUUGUAGAUCUGAUCUUCUUGGACUUAACCAGGUGCCAGAUUAACUGGGUACAUGAAGAUACUUUUCAAAACCAUCAUCAAUUGAACACAAUUGUGCUGACUGGAAAUCCUCUGAUAUUCAUGGCAGAAACCUCUCUUAACGGGCCCACAUCACUGCAGCAUCUUUUCCUAAUCCAAACAGGAAUAUCCAAUCUCGAGUUUAUCCCAAGUCAGAAUCUGGAAAACUUAGAAAGCUUGUAUCUUGGAAGCAACCAUAUUUCCUCCAUUAAGUUCCCAGAAAACUUCCCAACACAGAAUCUGAAAGUUCUGGAUUUUCAGAAUAAUGCUAUACACUACCUCUCUAGUGAAGACUUGCGUGCUCUGGAGAAGACCACCAACCUAAGCCUUAAUUUCAAUGGCAAUGACAUUAAAGGCAUUGAGGCUGGAGCUUUCCGUUCAAAAAUCUUCCAAAGUCUGAAUUUUGGAGGGACUCUUAACUUGUCUGUGGUAUUAAAAGGUCUACAGAACUCUACUACUCAGUCUCUCUGGCUGGGGUCAUAUGAGGACACAGAUGACGAAGACCUUACUUCAGCCAUGUUUGACGGACUUUGUGAAAUGUCUGUUGAAAGCAUCAAUCUGCAGAAGCAAUAUAUCUCUGAUAUCUCAUCUGCUACAUUUCGGUGCUUCACUCAACUCCAGGAAUUGGAUCUGACAGCAAAUCAUUUAAAUGAGCUCCCCUCUGGGAUCGAGGGGAUGAAGGCUCUCAAGAAAUUAGUUCUCAAUGUAAACACAUUUGACCAAUUGUGUCAAAUCAGUGCUGCCAGUUUUCCAUCCCUUCUAGACCUCUCUAUCAAAGGCAACAAGAGGAAACUUGACCUUGGUGCCGGCUGUUUGGAAAAACUAGAAAAUCUUCAGAAACUUGAUUUAAGCCACAGUGAUAUAGAGGCUUCUGACUGCUGCAAUCUUCAACUCAAAAACCUUUCCCACUUACAGUACCUAAACCUGAGCUACAAUGAGCCUCUCGGACUCCAGAGUCAGGCGUUCAAAGAAUGUCCUCGGCUAGAAGGUCUAGAUUUGGCAUUUACCCGCUGGUAUGUUAAGGGUCCACAAAGUCCUUUCCAAAACCUCCAUAUCCUACAGGUACUGAAUCUUUCUCACUGUCUCCUGGAUACCAGCAAUCAGCAUCUUCUAACAGGUCUGGUGGACCUCCGCCAUCUAAAUUUACAGGGGAAUCACUUUCAAGAUGGGAGUAUCUCAAAGACCAACUUACUUCAGACCUUGAGGAGCUUGGAGAUUCUUAUUUUAUCCUCCUGUGACCUCCUCUCCAUAGACAAGCAAGCAUUCCAGAGCCUUGGGAAAUUGAGUCACGUUGACUUAAGCUACAACAACCUGAUGGGCAAUAGUAUCGAUGCUCUUAGUCAUCUUCAGGGAAUCUACCUCAAUAUGGCUGCCAAUAACAUCCAUGUCAUCCCAUCUCACCUCCUCCCCACCUUGUCCCAGCAGAGCACCAUUAAUUUAAGUCACAAUCCCCUGGACUGCACUUGUUCGAAUAUUCAUUUUAUAACAUGGUACAAAGAAAACCUACAGAAAUUUGAGGGCUUGGAGGACACCAAGUGUGCAAACCCCCCAUCUUUAAAGGGAGUUAAGCUGUCUGAUGUCAAACUGUCUUGUGGGAUUACAGCCAUGGGCAUUUUCUUACUUGUAGUAUUUUUAUGCUUGAUUGCCACUCUGCUCGUUUUUUCGGUUAAAUUCCUUCUGAGGUGGAAAUACCAGCACAUUUAAUGCUGAACGCUUCUAGAGAUGUCAAGUCAAUAUGUUUAUGAAAAUGCCCUAAGUAAGGGAGGAGUUGUCUUUUCCUUUUCAGCCUGGCAGACUUCUCGGACUGGUUCCUGUAGCUGGGCAGGGAUUCACUGUGCUUCUCUGAGUCCUAGAGCUAAUGAACCUUCCUGGAACUUAAACUGACUAGGGCUAGGGGGCCCAACAACAGCUGUGAGAGACCCAGAGCCAUUUCUUCACAUGGAAGGUGGUUGGAGGACCUGUGGCAGGGAAAGGCCAGGAGAGGAAUGCACAGGAAGCCAUCGCCCUUCUGGUUGUGGACACCCCUCGAAGCAGCUCCUACCAUGACUCUAAGAGGAAAUCAACUCCUCCAACUAGGCAGUGCGGACAGCCCAGCCCAAACUCUGUCUCCCAAAGCUUGGACAUCGUGCUUGGCUCUGAAUCCUCAGUAAGGCAUAUUUACUUGAAAAAUGUGUUGAGGAUAAAGUCUCAAAGCUUAUUUUAAAUGGAAAAGGGGAUACACAGCGAAUUUAAAAGAAGAGGCCGAGAAAUGAAUCUGACCUAAAAUUGACUUCACUGAUCUCUUUAAUCCUUGGGUCUCUAAGCCCUCUACAAAGCAGCUAAGGUGCAAAUAGCUACCAAAAAAAAAAAAAAAAAAAAAAAAAAA